Messenger RNA from Penicillium concentricum, 1617 nucleotides. Its product is annotated as CBS domain-containing protein. Bases 1 to 1617 code for a protein of 538 amino acids. Gene Ontology annotation, molecular function: protein serine/threonine phosphatase inhibitor activity. NCBI's taxonomy places the organism in Eukaryota, Fungi, Ascomycota, Eurotiomycetes, Eurotiales, Aspergillaceae. Gene Ontology annotation, biological process: cellular response to glucose starvation; regulation of mitotic metaphase/anaphase transition. The transcript is spliced from 5 exons. The record is from RefSeq and is a predicted model, not a curated record.
AUGGCGGACCGUUUACACUCUCGCGAAGGGUCCGAAACUUCCCUCAACAAUGCAUCCAUUGCUUCCCCGCGAUCCAGCACCGAGUCCCGCUCUCCCUCUACACGAAACCAACUCCGCGUUUCCCACAUACCACCAGCAAACCACCAGCACAGACAAAGCUUGAGCGAGUCACUUCGCGGCCCACCCGGUUCUCCCCGUGCACGCCGACAGCCAUCUCUCCCACAGUCUGCCAUCCAGAGCCUUAUCGACAAUCCCCCGCCACCGAAGAAUAGUGACCCUGCCUUUAUUGGUCGUGAUUGGAGAGAGAUCUCAAUUGGCGAGCUGGUUAGCCCAGAUGAUUUGAAGUUUGUGGAGCUUGAUACGGGCAUCGAAGAGGCGACGAACAUCUUGAUUGAUUCGGGUGCGGCCGUGCUGUUAAUCCGCGAGACCUCUGAAGCCACUUCUGCCGUCGGCACAUUUGACUAUGCCGAUCUCAACUCCUAUCUCCUGUUGGCAGCGGGCCUGACACACCCCGACGAAGCGCACCGAGCGUCAUAUGAAGAGCUAGCCAAGAAAGCUCACGACGGCGUGCCUAUUCCGCUAAGAGAUGUCAAGAAGUUUGGUAUGGAGAAGGAGCCGCUGAUAAACUUGCCGACGUCAGCCAAUGUCUUGACCGCAGUUGAGAUCUUUGGUGGUGGUGUUCACCGGGUUGUGGUGGUCAAUGAGUCAAAUGACCAAGAAGUGGUUGGGAUCUUCAGCCAGUUCCGACUGGUCAAAUUCCUCUGGGAAAAUGGUCGCAGCUUCCCCAUCAUUGAAGAGCUCUACCCAAAGGCUCUGCGUGAGCUGGGGAUUGGAUCCCAUGAAGUGAUCUCCAUCAAUGGUGAUAAACCCCUCUCAGAUGCUCUUCAUGUGAUGAACAAUGAGGGUAUGUCCUCAAUCGUAGUUGUUGAUAGCUACUUGAACGUGCUUGGGAAUAUCUCCACAGCGGAUGUUAAGCUUUUGACCCGAUCAUCUUCAUUGCCACUUCUCCAAAACACCUGCACUCACUUCAUCUCAGUCAUACUGUCUACACGGGGGGUGAUUGAGGGCAAAGACUCAUUCCCGGUCUUCCACGUCAAUCCUGCAUCGACCCUGGCUCACACAGUCGCAAAGAUCGUGGCAACUCGAUCACAUCGGCUUUGGGUCACCGAUCCAUUAUCUCCAACCUCAUCAGGACCGCCAACUCCAUCGCAUUCUUCAGUACACAUUCCUCUUUCCAACAGCGUCAGCCCGCCUACCGGAUUGUAUACUGGACCUUCACCACCACCAUCUCCUUCUGCACAGCCCUCUCAAUACACCCCUCACCUACCGGCUCCUAACCUCCCCUACACAUACCCAGCUCCAGGCGUGUCGGUGCCAGUGCCAUCCCCCAUAUCGCAUUCUGCUCCCUCGUCAACCCAAGACGGAGCCCGGCUGUCCGGUCGCCUAGUCGGAGUAGUCAGCUUGACUGACAUCCUGAAUUUGCAUGCCCGAGCCAGCGGGCUAAACCCAGCUGACCCCGCUGAGUCACGUAGCCGCCGCCGCCGCAGUAGUUCCUCGAGCCAGAGUGUCCGCCGCAGUGGUGACAUUGGCCGGGAGCUUUUCAGCCGUGGCAUGUAA